This is a messenger RNA of Sinocyclocheilus rhinocerous, 541 nucleotides long. Its product is annotated as mediator of RNA polymerase II transcription subunit 8. Gene Ontology annotation, molecular function: transcription coregulator activity; RNA polymerase II cis-regulatory region sequence-specific DNA binding. The transcript is spliced from 4 exons. Gene Ontology annotation, cellular component: mediator complex; core mediator complex. NCBI's taxonomy places the organism in Eukaryota, Metazoa, Chordata, Actinopteri, Cypriniformes, Cyprinidae. Gene Ontology annotation, biological process: regulation of transcription by RNA polymerase II. The record is from RefSeq and is a predicted model, not a curated record. Bases 92 to 541 code for a protein of 149 amino acids.
CUCGGGCGCGUUUUGAAAGCCGGACUCCUUUUGCUGCUGCAAGUGUUUGUUUACUUCCGCUUUAUUGUGCCGUUUGGACAGUAGCUUUGAAAUGCAGCAGCGGGAGGAGAAGCAGCUGGAGGCGUCUCUAGAGUCUCUGCUCGCUCGCGUGGCUCAUCUCAAAGGUUCCCUGCAGAGCUUUAUAUUGAAACUGGAAAACGAGCAUGACAGACUCACAUGGCCCUCAGUGCUGGAUAAUUUCGCCCUUCUGUCCGGGCAGCUGAACACCAUCAAUAAGGUGUUAAAAAACGAGAAGACCCCAUCCUACAGGUCCCAGGUCAUCAUCCCCCUGCUGCUGUCUCCUGAUCGAGAUGAAGAGCUGGUGAAACUAACAGAGCAGCGGGUGCCUGUGUUCAGCCAUGAGAUUGUGCCAGAUCAUCUCAGGACCAAACCUGACCCGGAGGUGGAGGAACAGGAGAAACACCUGAGCGCCGAAGCGGCCCGGAUCGGACCUGAAGUAGCUCAGGUAAACAAACACACAAGCCUUCUUUACCUGACUUAA